AUGCAACACAAAAGGAUUGGAUUUUCAUCAUUUCCAGUCCAAAUACCUUCUUCUCUUUCAUCAUUCCCCAUUCCUCCCCCACCAAUUCAUCUACUUCCAAAUUCUUCACUUUCUCUUCCUUCUCUUCUACCUCCUCCUAAAAAGAAAGAAGCUUCAAAAAGACGAAGAAGAUCGUCCUUUUCUUGUGAUGGAACUAAAAAAUUAAUUCCUUUUACAGAGGUAGAAUGGAAGUAUGUUCAACGAAAGUUUAUGAAUGAAGAUCAGCACACUUUGAGGGAGUUGACAAAUAUUAUGAAUAUGUGGCUGGAUAGAAUGUGGCAUGAUACUCCCGUUUUUAUCAGCAUUUCUGAAUUAGUCCUUAGAGCACUUGUGCUUGAUCAGAAACGUCAUGGCGCUAAAGGAAGUGUUGGUUUAGAUAAUGCGGAUGUUGGGUUAAUUCUUUGUUCGGUUAUUAUAAGGUGGGGAGUUUUUUUUAAUUUUUUGAUUAAAAUAAUGGAUGAGAGUAUACUAAGGUUUUUAAUUUUGAGAAAAUUUUGUCUUUCUAUUAAUUUUCGUUAUACCUAUUAA
Messenger RNA from Meloidogyne enterolobii, 567 nucleotides. The record is from the annotation of a GenBank genome assembly. NCBI's taxonomy places the organism in Eukaryota, Metazoa, Nematoda, Chromadorea, Rhabditida, Meloidogynidae.